AUGGAAGGUUCAGAAUCAGCCUCAGCAGACGAAACCAUGCGCCUCGCCAUCACCCGCUUCCGCAGCAAAAUGGCCGACGCAAACCGCCGGUUCCUCCAGGACCGCAUCAACGAAAUCAACGCAAAAGAUCUACCAACCGAAGAGGAGAAGCGCCGCUUGCUCUGCCAGUACCGAUGGAUGGACGGUCUCAUCCCACAGGACACGGCAGUUGCUGAUGUUGACAUCCCUGCUGUUCUCAACGCUCUACCAGCCCAUGAACCCUCUGACGGCACACGCGAGAAGUUGGCGGACUCAGAACUACUGAAGCGCGAGCAGGAGGGCUUGCAGCGGGAGUUAGAAGAUGAAUUACCGAAUAAGUUGCUGGAGGCGUAUAUUGACGACGACCUGGAGGCCCAGGCUGGCUUUAUCACCGGCGUUGGAUAUAACCAGCUGUAUGAAUGCCCGGCGUGGUAUAGUGCGUAUGUGUACUGCCGGCUGGAGACGGAUGAUAAGGAUGAUGUUGCUGCUGAUGCUGCCAACAUCCGGGACUGGGGGUGGCGGGUGGUUAUUUUCAAGGCCGAGGUGGUCAAUCCGAGCAUUCUGUACGGCCGCAAGGCGCGCUUUGAUUCUAUCCCAGAAUUCUUGGAUUGGUAUGCCAGCUGGCUGGACCAUCUCGAUGCACGGGGGUUGCGUUCUCUGCGGCGCCACGCUGUAGGCUGUGAGACGGAUUGCGAGUCGGACUGUGAGGAUCAUGCUACGGGAGGCUAUGCAGAGAAGUUCUAG
Messenger RNA from Aspergillus fischeri NRRL 181, 762 nucleotides. RefSeq lists its product as uncharacterized. The record is from RefSeq and is a predicted model, not a curated record. Lineage: Eukaryota; Fungi; Ascomycota; Eurotiomycetes; Eurotiales; Aspergillaceae. Bases 1 to 762 code for a protein of 253 amino acids. The transcript has 2 exons.